AUGCAACGAUACGAAUCCCUUCCACCACAAUUUUACCUUCAGGACCUAGCCGCCAUCACUGGCCGGGUCUGCGAGCUCAGAGUCAAUCCCCAUCAAGCCGAGGCCGACCGCGCGGCGCGUUCAUGGUUCAACCAAAUAAGUCUGUACAACGAUAGGAAGAAGUCCAAGUUUAUCAACUACGGCAAAUUCGAUCUCUUUGCUACACUAAGCUUUCCAGAUGCCGACUGCGCGCAUCUUGCAACUUGUAUUAUGUUCUUUUUCUGGGCCUUCUCGGUACACAAGCUGGUCCUGAUUCACACCGACGAUCUUUCUGAUGAAGGCGACCUGCAGUCAAAACCUGACGCAGUGCAAGCCGGACAUGACAUCUCCGUCAGUGUGUACACAAACCCAGACGGUUCCCGUCCACAAUAUCCAUAUGCUGCAAUGUUAUACGACUUGCUAUCGCGAUUCCGCGAGACAUCUACCAUUGGGGCCUAUGAUCGGCAAGCAUUUGAGGCGUGGAGUAGCUCCCAAGUAACACAAUCUCGCAACCGUUCUCAAGAUCGAAUGCCGUCGGUUGACGAAUUUAUUCUCAUGCGUCGUGCGACUAUCGGGGGUGCUCUUGUCGAAGCAAUGAUCGAAUAUUCUCUUGAUCUGGAUCUUCCGGACGUUGUGUUUGAAAAUCCCAUCAUUAAAGCGAUGUCCGACGCCACGACCGACCUCAUGACAUGGCCUAAUGACCUUUGCUCUUUCAACAAAGAACAAUCUGACGGUGAUUAUCAAAAUCUUGUGUUCUGCAUCAUGCAUGAACGCGACGUCGGCUUGCAGGAAGCCAUCAACAUCCUCACCGAUAUGUUGAACCAACGCGUGGAUGACUAUGUUGAGCUCAAGAGCCAGCUGCCGUCAUUCGGUGCCGACGUGGAUGCCGAACUGGAAAGAUACCUUCAUGCACUAGAAAACUUCGUGCAGGGGACCGUGUUGUGGUAUUACCUCAGCCCGAGAUACUUCCGCGGCGUUGAUGUCACAAAUCGCGAAAACCUGGUCGUGCCACUUUUUGAGAAAGGAGCAUUCUAA
Molecule: messenger RNA, 1053 nt
Organism: Suillus clintonianus
Lineage: Eukaryota; Fungi; Basidiomycota; Agaricomycetes; Boletales; Suillaceae
Product: isoprenoid synthase domain-containing protein
Exons: 9
Coding region: 1-1053 (350 amino acids)
Source: RefSeq, a predicted model, not a curated record